This is a messenger RNA of Branchiostoma floridae (Florida lancelet), 1449 nucleotides long. Its product is annotated as poly(ADP-ribose) glycohydrolase 1-like. The record is from RefSeq and is a predicted model, not a curated record. Lineage: Eukaryota; Metazoa; Chordata; Leptocardii; Amphioxiformes; Branchiostomatidae. Gene Ontology annotation, molecular function: poly(ADP-ribose) glycohydrolase activity. Gene Ontology annotation, cellular component: cytoplasm; nucleus. Gene Ontology annotation, biological process: ATP generation from poly-ADP-D-ribose; regulation of DNA repair; nucleotide-sugar metabolic process.
GGUGUAUGCAAGUUGGUGUAUGUAAGGAUAACGCGACCAUCGUUGGAGACCAGGACAAGCGUCAAAGAAUCUAGAAAGGAAGAGAAAGCUGUUCCAACACCUCCCUCCGGAAGAACCAGGACACUUCGCAUGCGCGACCCACCACUUCCGCAAAAAAACCCGGCCCAAACAAACCUACCGUGGAGGCAAAGUCAUCUUAUUUCUCAGCAGGCCGGUAGAGAAUCACGGAAGGGAUGAAAAGUACGUGUGGCGUUUAGAAAAGGCUGUUUUCUUGCCGAAGAGGGAGAUCGUGAGCGACUUUCCAGUCCGUACACUGUAGAGCGAGCCCACAGCUGACUACCGCAUCAACAACGGUCUCGGUGCAACCUCGCCAAACAAAAUGGCUGAAGGACAAGGAGACAACGCACAACAAAUCGUGUUUCCGUGCGAUCUACCCACCUGGAACGACCUCAGGCCACUUCUCCAGGGCCUGAAGACGGUCAAGACGUCCGAUGAUCUAGUCUCCGCACUAGAUCACCUUUACGAGGUGGCUCACUCGCGGCAGAAGGUACCGAAGAGGGGUAAGCACUCUCGCCGGGCGAGGGGGAGGAAGCUCCCGAAGAGAGACCGAGACAGUCACGUCUCGGGCCUGGCAUGGUUCCUACAGAAUGUCCUUGACGAAGCAGAGAGACAGGACUUUUUCGGAAAGACAUUGCCGAGUAUAGCGGAGAGGGCCUUGGAACUGGAAACGUUAAAACCGGCGGAGGGACUGAGCGUUAGCCAAAGACAGCGAGGUGGAACAGUGGUUCUACAGCGCAGGUUCGUCGCGUCGGUUCUUGCUCACGCGUUCCUCUGCACGUUCCCCGAGGGAAAAUGUAAGAGCUCCGCCCAGAACGACAUCAACUUUCCCAAGUUCUUCAACAUCUUCAUCGCAGUGCCAGAAAGAAGGGAAACCCAGGCUGCUAAGCUCCGCUGCAUCCUGCACUAUUUUGAAAGGUUGGCUGAAGACCCCAGCGGACCACACGGCUGUAUCUCAUUCACCAGAAAGGUGGUGAGUGAUGACCACCUGCCCAGCUGGGGCACUUGGCUGUCAUGUGACAAACAGCUGUGUCCAAUCACAGUCGUCCGCCAGGGAGGAAUAGAGGAUUCUGGGAGUCACACUCUUCAAAUAGACUUUGCCAACAAGUGCAUCGGUGGUGGAGUGCUACAUCAAGGCAGAGUACAGGAGGAGAUCAGGUUCUGUAUCUGUCCAGAGUUGAUUGCUUCAAUGCUGUUCAUGGAAAAGAUGGAUCCAAACGAAGCCAUCCAGAUAGAAGGAUUCGAGCAGUUUUCCCACUACACUGGGUAUGGACGCACCCUGGAGUAUGCAGGAGACUGCAGAGAUCAUUCAAAGGUAAAGGCAGAUGGCAACAUCGAGACUGCCUUAUGUGCAAUAGAUGCCAUACCCUACAAAAGGAGAAAGGACGAUCA